Didymodactylos carnosus is the source of this 383-nucleotide messenger RNA. The record is from the annotation of a GenBank genome assembly. Lineage: Eukaryota; Metazoa; Rotifera; Eurotatoria; Philodinida; Philodinidae.
AUGCACAACAAUACACAGGUGUUUAACGAAGAACUGUCAUUAGUUACCAUAUUGAAUUGUUACUUGUCAUGGUUUGUCGAGCUUCAUUAUGCUCCACUGAGUUUACAUUCUCAUUUUGAAAUGACUUCAUCAACAAUUAGUCAAUAUACGGCUACAGCGAGUGUUCAGCGUAAACAAACUCCAAGUAGUGACAGUAGUACAACCUCUUCUAAACAUAGAAUUCGUUCAAAAUCUGAAAUAUCCUACUGCCGUAAACGAUCAAUUGUAGCCGAAAAAAAUGUUCUCGCCAAAUCUGGUCAACAAAUUAGUGUUCUCGAACGUUUGCCAACAUUGUAUCGUGAUGCACUAUUACCAUUGAAUGUUAACGAAGCAAAAGAUCAAUU